Musa acuminata subsp. malaccensis (wild Malaysian banana) is the source of this 3904-nucleotide messenger RNA. Its product is annotated as probable receptor-like protein kinase At5g61350. Gene Ontology annotation, cellular component: plasmodesma; plasma membrane. The record is from RefSeq and is a predicted model, not a curated record. NCBI's taxonomy places the organism in Eukaryota, Viridiplantae, Streptophyta, Magnoliopsida, Zingiberales, Musaceae. Gene Ontology annotation, molecular function: transmembrane receptor protein tyrosine kinase activity; ATP binding. Gene Ontology annotation, biological process: protein autophosphorylation.
GCAAUCUUUUAAGAUUAAGAAAAAUACUGAAAUAGCAAGUCCUACACGUUUCAGCUUGCAGUAUAGGAACGAGAAAUGAGGAACUCACGGAAAAGAGUAACAGGUUAGAUGAUCGACUCCAUUAGACCCCCAGACAAAGGCUUUGGGCUACUGAGACAAGACACCAUUGGUCAUUGGUAAGACAAUUCUUUACUGCAGGGAUCGGUAAAGAAUUAAUGUACACAGCUUCAUUCCUAUAAACGCCAACGUGAUGUGAAGGGCCAAGCGCGUCAUCUUCUCUGGUUUUGGUACUGUGAUUUCAUGAUAGGUUGAAUCAUUUUCUUUGAAGCUAUUGUCUGGCCUCUUGGGAGAUCCAAUUAGGAGGACUCUUCCCGAUGCGUCCCUCUCAUCGUUUCUGCCAGUUCUCCUGUGUCAGCCAAUGGAACGCCCCCCCUUCAUUCAUUAACAACAGCAACGCAAUUAACUGACAGGUAGAAGAAGAAGAAGAAGAAGAAGAUGAUGAUGAUGAUGAUGAUGAUGAAGGAUAGGAAGGAGACAUCCCCAGCUGGAACGCGGCGGGGCAUCGAGGCCCCCACGUCCAACCACAAGCGUCCGAUUGACUUUAUACCGGUAGGUCCCUUCUCCCCAUCUCGAUCCACUCUGGCUUCUCCCAUCGAGCCUCCGUCGCGCUCCAUCUAGCCACUACGCUUCUCCUCCAAUCUCAGGCUUCUACGCCGCUGGGGGAGUUGCUCGGAUUGCUUACCUGACAACUGACUGGAGGGAGUGUGUGGGCCCACUCGCUCUCUCCCGUCCCACAAGGCGGGUAGGACGUCGGGUGUCCACUUAACGAGAACUUGAAGAAUAAUCAAGAAGCCUGUCGCCCCCAAGUCUGCUCGCAUUCGCCUCCGCUACGUGCUUCCAACCAAGCUGACUCCCGAAUUCUAUUUCUUUCACUCUCCUUCCUCCUCGGCCUCGCUGCUACUUCCGCUUCCUCCUGCGAUUCCGUCCGCAGAACUGCAAAGCGUUAGGAGCUGCCGGUGUCAGGGGCUCCCCAUGCACGCCGGCGGGCAUUCUGGCAUUUGAGCGUUCAUACCGAUCCUAAUAUGCCUGCAGGAGAGAAGCAUGGGGUGGGGACGAUGAGACCAGUCGUUGUCUCCCUUCUCUUCUUCCUCCUCCUCGCCACCGACACCAAUGUUGCGUCGUCGGCUUCGGCCUCGGUGAAGUUUACACCCUCCGACAACUACCUCCUCGACUGCGGCGCGUCCACGAGCACCCAGCUCAAUGACGGCCGCGUCUUCCGCUCCGACCCGCAGUCCUCCUCCUUACUCUCCACCAAUGAGGAUAUCAACGUCUCCGCCGACAAUUCCACCGCUGACUCCUCUGUUUCGCCUUUGUACCUCACCGCCAGGGUCUUCAACGGCCGCUCCACCUACAGCUUCUUCGUCUCCAAGCCCGGCCGCCACUGGAUCCGCCUCUACUUGUACGCGUUCGCAAACGCCAAGUACAACCUCACGUCCGCCGUCUUCACCGUGAGCACCGACGACAUUGUCCUCCUCCAUGACUUCACCCCGGACUCGCCGGCCUCCGCUGUCGUCAAGGAGUACCUGGUCGUCGUCUCCGGCGACAAGGUCUCCCUCACAUUCGCGCCCAAGAAGGGGUCCCUCGCGUUCAUCAACGCUGUCGAGGUCGUGUCGGCGCCGGACAAUCUCAUCGCCGAUUUCGCCGCGGCCAUCUCUCCCGCUGGCCAAUUUAAUGGUGUCUCCAAGUUGGCUCUCGAGGUCGCCUACCGGCUCAACGUCGGGGGACGGGAGAUCGUGCCCGUCGACGACACGCUGGGGAGGAAAUGGCGGACCGACGGCGGAUUCCUGAAGGUCCCCGCAGCCGCCCAGAACGUGUCGGUGUCCACCAAGACGAUAAAGUACCCCGACGACGGGUCGGUGACGCCGUUGAUCGCGCCGAGUACGGUCUACUCGAGUGCGGAUGAGAUGGCCAACUCGAACACGGCCGUUCCCAACUUCAACAUCACAUGGGAGAUGGUUGCUGACCCAGCCUUCUCGUACUUGAUCCGCAUGCACUUGUGCGACAUCGUCAGCAAGAGCCUCAACACGCUCUACUUCAACGUGUACAUCAACGGGCUGAUGGCCGUCUCCACCCUCGACCUCUCGUCGUUGACCUCGGGCCUCGCAGUCGCCUACUACAAGGACUUCGCCGUCAACGCCACCACCAUAACCAACUCGACCAUCCUGGUGCAGGUCGGGCCGACCCCCGACUCGGCGUCCGGAACUCCCAACGCCAUCCUCAACGGACUCGAGGUGAUGAAGAUGAGCAACGCGGCGGGGAGUUUGGACGGCCUGUUUGCGGUGGACGGGUCUUACCAUGGCGGUGCGGCCCCCGGUAGCAUCGUGACGAAGGUUGCACCGGGUGUUGGCCUCGCGUUGGGCGCCUUGACGAUGGGCCUGGUGGUGGUGAUGUUCUGCCGGUGGAGGCGGCGGCCAGCGGAUUGGCAGAAGAGGAACAGCUUCUCGUCGUGGCUCCUCCCGCUCCACGCGAGCCAGUGCAGCUUCAUGAGCAGCAGAAGCAGCAGCUGUAGCAAAGGGAGCUACAGGAACCGCUUCGGAUCCCACAAGAGCAAGAGCGGCUACUCGGGCGUCUUCUCCUCCGGUACCAUUGGCCUCGGCAAGAUCUUCACGUUAGCGGAGGUAAGGGAAGCCACGAAGAACUUCGACGAGAAGGAGGUGAUCGGCAUCGGGGGUUUCGGAAAGGUUUACCUGGGCAUGCAAGACGACGGCACCAAAUUGGCCAUCAAACGAGGGAAUCCGUCGUCGGAGCAGGGGAUCAAUGAGUUCCAAACAGAGAUCCAAAUGCUGUCGAAGCUUCGGCACCGCCACCUAGUGUCACUCAUCGGCUGCUGCGACGAGAACAACGAGAUGAUCCUGGUGUACGAGUUCAUGGCCAACGGCCCGUUGAGGGACCAUCUCUACGGCAGCGCCGGCCACCCUCCGCUAUCAUGGAAACAGCGGCUGGAGGUCUGCAUCGGGGCCGCGAGAGGCCUGCAUUACCUCCACACCGGUGCUUCACAGGGCAUCAUCCACCGGGACGUCAAGACAACCAACAUCCUGCUCGACGAAAACCUGGUGGCGAAGGUCGCCGACUUCGGCCUCUCCAAGGCCGCCCCGUCCCUGGAGCAGACCCAUGUCAGCACCGCCGUGAAGGGAAGCUUCGGUUACUUGGACCCCGAGUACUUCCGGCGCCAGCAGCUGACGGAGAAGUCGGACGUGUACUCCUUCGGGGUGGUGCUCUUCGAGGUGCUGUGCGCGAGGUCCGCCAUCAACCCGGCGCUCCCAAGGGAGCAGGUGAACUUGGCGGAGUGGGCGAUGCAGUGCCACCGCAAGGGUCAGCUGGAGAAGAUCAUCGACCCCCACCUGGUUGGCACCAUCAGCCCAGCGUCUCUGAAGAAGUAUGUGGAGGCUGCGGAGAAGUGCCUGGCCGACCACGGAGUCGAUCGGCCGUCCAUGGGCGAUGUCUUAUGGAACCUCGAGUACGCCUUGCAGCUGCAGGACGCGGUCAUGGAACAUCCCGGUGAGGGUUCCUCCGACGAGAAAGCCAACAACGUCGCACAAGAGAGCCCAGUUCGCAAAGGAGAUGAGGGCCACGCCGUGAUCAACGAUGACUCGACCCCGAUUGCCGGUCCACUGUUCCAAGGGAGGUGAAGAGAGAAAGAAACCUUCUUCUGUUCUUCGAUCAGAGGCAGCCAUGACAAGUAUUUAUCAGCGUUCUUCCCGACAACAACAGAGUAAUUAUCAUAUUUCUUCGUUUCUGAUUUUGUUGGUGUGAAUAACACUACGUUUGCAUGUAAUACAGGCUUUGUCUCCAGCUCGAUUGUAUCUUAUUUUUAUCUCACAUAUGAUCAAAACAUUCCUGGUGA